Messenger RNA from Myotis davidii, 569 nucleotides. Its product is annotated as butyrophilin subfamily 3 member A2-like. Gene Ontology annotation, cellular component: external side of plasma membrane. The transcript is spliced from 5 exons. Gene Ontology annotation, molecular function: signaling receptor binding. Gene Ontology annotation, biological process: regulation of cytokine production; T cell receptor signaling pathway. The record is from RefSeq and is a predicted model, not a curated record. NCBI's taxonomy places the organism in Eukaryota, Metazoa, Chordata, Mammalia, Chiroptera, Vespertilionidae. The annotation marks the transcript as partial.
CAGUGGAACCUACCAGUGUUAUUUCCAAGAUGAUGAUUUCUUUGCAAAAGCCCAGGUGAAGCUGGAGGUUACAGCCCUGGGCUCUGAUCUUCACAUUGAAAUGAAGGGCUAUGAAGAUGGAGGGAUCCGUGUGGAGUGCACGUCUGCAGGCUGGUAUCCACAGCCCCAGGUAGAGUGGAGAGGUGAUUGGGGAGAGAGCUUGCCCACCAUGGCAGCUCCUGGGUCUGCAGAUGGAGAGGGUCUGUUCGCAGCCACGUCAUCUGUGAUCCUGAAAGGCGGCUCUGGGAAGGGGGCCUCCUGUUUUGUCAGAAACCCCCUGCUCAGUCAGGAGAAGACGGCCAGGGUCUCCAUUGCAGGCCCCUUCUCCUGUGUGAAGCCCUGGCAGGUGGCCGUGGGGGUGACCGUGGGGGUGAUUAUUCUGGCUCUGUUUGGAACCCUGGUCGGUGUGGUGUUCUUCUGGCGACAACAAAAGAAAAUCAGGGACUUGAACGAGGAGAAGGAGAGGGAGCGAAGCGCCAAAGAGACGCUGCAGGAGGAGCUCAGGAAGAGGAAGCAGCAGUACCUGGCAC